Molecule: messenger RNA, 1446 nt
Organism: Aspergillus homomorphus CBS 101889
Lineage: Eukaryota; Fungi; Ascomycota; Eurotiomycetes; Eurotiales; Aspergillaceae
Product: COP9 signalosome complex subunit 6
Exons: 3
Coding region: 51-1373 (440 amino acids)
Biological process (GO): protein deneddylation
Cellular component (GO): COP9 signalosome
Molecular function (GO): protein binding; metallopeptidase activity
Source: RefSeq, a predicted model, not a curated record
AUUCACAUUCACCAACUCAACCUUAGCUAAAGAUUCUCGAACUUGACACAAUGUCUGAUCAUCCUGACUCGCUUGUAUCACUCAAAGCAUCUGACUCCGGCCUUCACAUCCAACUCCACCCGUUGAUACUCCUGACAAUCUCCGAUCACAUCACCCGCCACGCAGCCCGAUGCCAGAAGGGACCCAUAGUCGGAGCACUGCUGGGCCAGCAGAACGGCCGCGAAGUCACCUUAGAGCAUGCUUUCGAGUGCCUGGUGACGGAAGGGCCGAACGGAGAAGCCCAGCUUCCGGAUAGCUGGUUCAUAGAGCGAGUCCAGCAAUUCAAGGACGUGCACAAAGCGCCAGCCCUCGACCUAGUCGGAUGGUGGUCGACCUGCCCAUCUUCCGGUCCCAAUACAUCGCACCUGCCCAUCCACCGCCAAAUUCUUCAACAACACAAUGAGUCGGCGAUAUUCCUCGCUUUCCACCCCGCAGAUGUGACCGGAGCCUCAUCAAGCAGCGGCAAGCUGCCUCUCACGAUCUACGAGAGCGUCUACGAAGGCGAGAGCACCCCGAACACCAACAACACCACGAACACAAUGCAAGUCGACAGCGAAGAACAACCAAUCCUGAGCAUCAAGUUCCGUGCACUCCCAUACUCCGUCGAAACCGGCGAAGCCGAGAUGAUCGGAAUCGACACCGUCGCGCGCACCGCUCGCAACGCCGCCGUCUAUCCACCCACCAGCAGCACAGACACAUCCUCACUAUCCCAAGUGCCCAAAACCCAAGGUUCGAGCAACGACCAGCAGCGAAAAGCAGAACCACAACCAAAUGAACCAUCCGACCUCCUCUCCCCGGACGAAGAAGAGCUGAUCGCCAGCCUUAACACCCGCAUCAACGCCAUCCGAACCCUUGAAUCCCGCAUCUCACUCAUCAAAUCCUACGUCUCCAGCAUCUCCUCGACUCCCACCUCUACCUCCACCUCCACCACCACCACAACAGCAACACCCCCAACCCUCUCCCACCCCAUCCUCCGCGACAUCAACGCCUGCCUUUCCCACCUCUCCCUCCUCACACCCCCUCAACAGAGUGCCUUCACCGCCGAAGCCCUCGCCCAGUCCACAGACGUCCACCUCGUUGCCCUCCUCGGCCAACUCAGCCACAGCAUCAGCGACAUGCGGGAAUUGGGCAAACGCACCGCCAUUCUGAACUACCACCGCCGCACCAUGGCCGCAUCCUCGGCAGCCGCGAGGAAGUCGGGACAGUCCGGAGUGUUGGGGUCGGGCGGCGGUGGUGGUGGUGGUGGUGGGGAGUUGCAUCAGUUGCGGAUGGGAGGUCGAUUUGGGGACGAGAUACUCUUCCCGAACAGAGUCGGCGGUGGAGAUGGGCUUUAGAAGCGAUACGCACCUAGAUGUCAUAACUGGAGUAGGUUGCCAUGAUGAAACUUAGCUACGUAAUGAGAUUAUG